Lodderomyces elongisporus is the source of this 2997-nucleotide messenger RNA. RefSeq names its product DNA ligase (ATP) (gene LIG4). The transcript is spliced from 2 exons. Gene Ontology annotation, biological process: DNA recombination; DNA biosynthetic process; double-strand break repair via nonhomologous end joining. Gene Ontology annotation, molecular function: DNA binding; DNA ligase (ATP) activity; ATP binding. The record is from RefSeq and is a predicted model, not a curated record. Lineage: Eukaryota; Fungi; Ascomycota; Pichiomycetes; Serinales; Debaryomycetaceae. Bases 1 to 2997 code for a protein of 998 amino acids. Gene Ontology annotation, cellular component: DNA ligase IV complex.
AUGCCAGAGAGGUUGCAUAUGAUUUUGCUCGAGGCAAAUAUCGUGCGCUUACCAAUUCCGGGGCGCCGCCAGAUUCCCCCGUCCCUCCUCAACUUUAAGCGAAUGUCCUGCUUUCUAGACCAAGUUAAGUCUCCACCUCCUAACGAUCUAGACCCAACCCUCACUUUUUUAACUAAUGAAUUGUUUGACAAGAUUUAUGGCGUCUCGCGCAAUAAUUUGGGCCAAGCCAAGACUAUCACAGAGCGGAAAGCCCAGAUAAUCAAUGAGUUCAUAGACAGUUUCAAAUUGUUUAUUGGCCAGGAUAUGUUUCCCUCGGCCAAAUUGAUUUUUCCUGAAAAAGCCGGAAGGCUAUACUUUAUCAAGGAAACUGUUUUGGCGAGGCAUAUUAUAAAGAUGUAUAAUAUACCAAAGGAUACCGAGGACUAUAAUUUAUUAUACCAUUGGGGCAAGCAGUACCACAAAUCGAAAAGGUUUGCUGUUGAUGAACGUAAAAUUAGAGAUCUUCCUUUACAGGCAUCAAGAGUCAUUGCAAAAAGAAGACCAAUUACUGAAACAUUUGAGGAGUAUUCUGUUCCAAAAAUUAAUUCGAUUUUGGACGACUUGACUCUUGCCAAAAAGUCACAGGAACAAAGGGAGCUCCUCCAGCCAUUGUUCAACAAGCUACGAAUCGAAGAAAUUAGAUGGCUCAUUCACAUUUUGUUGAAAAAGGCGAUUCUCACACACAUGGACAAGUAUUUUUUCAAUAGUUGGCACCCUCAAGGAUAUAGACUCUAUAGCUUAUGCAAUAACCUAGAAACGACAUUCAAUAUUUUGGGAACAUAUCCCAAUAAAGAGUUUACAAAAGCUGAUUUAAGUAUCCAUCCGCGGUUCAAAUUCAAGCCACAGUUGGCAGAGAAAUUAAGUACAGGGUACGAUACUGUGGUUAAGAAAUUACAGAAAAAGGAGCCAAUGGACCCACAAUACGAAGCUAAAUAUACUGCGAUGGGGUUGGAAAGUAAAUUUUACAUUGAAGAAAAAAUGGAUGGCGAUAGGAUGCUUCUACAUAAGGAAGGCAAUAAUUUCAAAUUUUACUCAAGAAGGUUGAAAGAUUAUUCUUUUCUAUAUGGCGAGACAUUUCAAUUUGGAUCAUUGACAAAGUAUUUGCGAGACGCAUUUGUUAAAAAUGUCAAUUCUGUUAUCCUUGAUGGAGAAAUGAUUGCGUACGAUUACGAGAGACAGGUGAUUUUGCCUUUCGGGACCUUGAAGUCGCUGGCGAUUCAAGAGAGUGUUCGACAGUUUACCACGAUUGAUCAGUACGACCAACAAACAAGCUAUCCUUAUUAUGUGAUAUUUGAUAUUGUAUACUUAAAUGGGAAAGAUCUUAGUAACUAUCCCCUAUUUUUCCGAAAAAGCAUCCUCGAACGUAUCAUAAAUCCCGUGCCACAUCGAUUUGAAGUACAUGACGUUAGACUUGGCUCAACAGCUCAAGAUAUUGAAAGAGCCAUUCGUGAAGUAGUCACAAGUAGAAGCGAAGGAUUGGUGCUCAAACAUACACAGCUGAAAUAUGUCAUUGAUGGGUUUAGAAAUCCAAAUUGGAUAAAAGUGAAGCCUGAAUAUUUGGAAACAUUUGGUGAAAAUUUGGAUCUUGUUGUUAUAGGAAAAAAUCCAGCUACUAAAAACUCGUAUAUGGUGGGUCUUUGCAACGCCGAUGAUGGCUCCUAUUAUAGCUUUGCUAUGAUUGCAAAUGGGUUUGAAGUUGAAGAAUAUGACAAAAUUGAGCGAUUGACUCAUAACAAAUGGAUAGAUUGCCAAAAGAGAUUACCUCCAGAAAGCAUCAUAAAAUUUGGCAAAAAGAAACCAGUAUACUGGAUUAAUCCAAAGGACUCAGUGGUUUUAGAAGUUAAAGCCCGCUCUAUUGACGUGAGACCGGAAGAAACCUAUGCCGUCGGCUCUUCAUUGCAUGGAAACUUUUGCCGCAGAAUCAGAGAAGAUAAGGCCGUAAAUGAGUGUUUGACAUUACAAGAAUACAAGAAAUUAAAAGCUGAAUACUCUAAGAAUUUACAUCGUCCUCAAACAGCAGCACGGAAGAGGGAUAAAUGGAGUGUAUCUGCUUUGGGAUCAUUUGAUGACCCGUUUGCCUUACAAAAGUUGAAAAAGAUUAAACUUGAGUCUGAUUUAUUUUUUCCUUUUGAGUUUUUAAUAAUGAGUGAUAAAAGAAGCCCAAAUAAUGAAGUCAUUACAGUGGAGGAACUCAAGGCAUUGGUCAAAAGAUAUGGAGGUAAGGUUGUUAAUUCGGUUGAUGGAAAAUCUGCCCAGCAAUUGAUUGCCAUUACAGAGAAAGAAUUACCAGUGAGCAGUAGACUCCUCAAGCAAGGAAUAGACUUGGUCAAACCCAGCUGGAUCUUGGAAUGUAUUAAAAGAAACCAAAUAAUGCAGAUUGAGCCACAUUUUUUAUUCGCGACUAGGAAUUGGCCAGUGUAUUCUGCUAGAGUUGAUGAGUAUGGAGACUCAUUUAUCAUUUAUAAUGCCAUGGAUGAAAUCAGUGCGCCAUUACUUCUGGCAACAGAAUUAAGUAAACUCCGCGAAAAGUUUGAUUGGGAUAAUGAUGUGGGUGGAAAAAGAGGCAUGGAAGAGGUAAAUGUUGAUUCAACGACAAUGACAGCUACAACUACAAUAGCUAAACCAUUAUUGUACUUGUUCAAAGACGUUGUGUUUUAUGUUAUAGGUUCUUCAUUGGCAGGUGAUCUCUUGAGAGAACGAAUUGAGCGAUUUGGCGGGACUGUUGCCGAUGAUUAUCUCAAAAGUGGCUUCAUUGUUGUUUCUCAAUGGGAAGAGAAAAAUAAUCGCAGUUUGGUAUUGUUCAAAUUGAAAAAGUAUUACCAGAAAAUCAAUGAUGAUUUAGUCAUUAUCGAUGGAAAAUUCAUGUCCAAGCUUCCACAUACUGUUACAGAAUUAUUCAUUGAUAAGUGCAUUGAAAUGAAUAGUGUUGCAGAUCCAGAGGACUAUAAGUUUUCUUAA